Postia placenta MAD-698-R-SB12 is the source of this 999-nucleotide messenger RNA. RefSeq lists its product as hypothetical. The transcript is spliced from 2 exons. The record is from RefSeq and is a predicted model, not a curated record. Gene Ontology annotation, cellular component: plasma membrane; cell division site; growing cell tip. NCBI's taxonomy places the organism in Eukaryota, Fungi, Basidiomycota, Agaricomycetes, Polyporales, Adustoporiaceae. Bases 26 to 838 code for a protein of 270 amino acids.
CUCCGGCUGAGACCCGCCCCUCGCAAUGGCUUUCACCUACCAGUCGUUGUGUGCUAUGCUGAGCAAGGCGCCGCGUCCGCUCGCAAAGCACUUCGAGAUCUCUAUCGCUGCCUGCGUGCUGCUAUUCAUCGCGUUCCUUCUUUACUUCCUCGUCGCUCUCUCUCUGCCCAUCAUCAAGUCCAUAUACCUGUUCUCCAUCGACUUCACCCAGGAGGACGGCACCGCGCCCUCCGCAACUGCGACGAACAUCCAUUUCGGCGUUUGGGGCGUCUGUGCAUACAGCGUGCUGCCCGGCUUCGAGUACUGCUACGGGCCCACGUUGGGCUACACGAUCCCGCAGGAAAUCCUCGACAUCGUCGGUUACCAGUCGCUCAUCGAGGCCGUCAUUGAGGGGCUCACUGUGCUGCUCGUGCUGCAUCCUGUAUGCGCCGCGCUUGCACUAGUGAGCGCCUUCACGUCACUCUUCCUCGAGUCGCACGCCGCAGCGAUUAUCUCGCUGAUCAUUGCCGUGCUCACCAUCAUCCUCGGCUGCCUUGUCUUCGCAGCGGACCUUGCGCUGGUGAUCGUCGGGCGUAUCAAGGUGCCCGCACUCACGGCGUUCAUGUACAAGGUCAACUGGGGCCCUGGCGUGUGGAUGAUCCUCGCAGCCGUGAUCUGUCUCUGGUCCGGCAUGGUGCUGCUGAGCGUUGUAGUGUGUCAGUGUUGCGGAGUGGGCAAGGAGUACAUCGAUGACGACAGUGAGGGCGAAGAGGCACAUCUAACGAACGCACCCGCAGCUCGCUGGCGAGCGCUCGGCGUGUCUUUCCCGAGCAUCAUCCCGCACAAGUCAGCGCAAUGAGCUGUGCGCAGCGCUCUCGCUAACUUAUACCCGGCUUCAUUAACGACUCGAGACGACAUUACGACCCAUGACGACUAAUGACCCUCGAGCUAUAUAGCUACAUGACGUUCCUCGUACCGCUCGUUUGCGUUGGAUAUCUGAAUAUGAUGUUGUUCUGCUUC